AUGGCUCAUACCGGACCUGGAGUAAUGGACAACAGCCCUAAGCAUCAUGGUCUCGAGAUCCUCCCCAACGAGAUCCUCCUCAAGAUUUCUCAGCACCUCAUAGCAGGUGACAUCAACUCCCUCCUCCAAACCAAUCAUUUCUUCCAAUCCUUGCUAUCCCCAGUCCUCGAGCUCCUCCUCGCCAACAUGAACAUCGGGAGUCUAACACAGCUCUCCUGGGCCACAGCAAACGGCUACUAUCGGCUAGUCCUCCGUCUACUCAAGGCCGGCGCAAAACCUAACGAGAGAGGGGAGAAAGACCCCCAUUGGACGGCCCUCCACCAUUCAGCCUUGCGUGGGGAUCUAGAGAUUGUGAACCUCCUGUUGAAGUCUGGUGCAGAUCCUAAUAUCCCCAGAGAGGGCACGUCCAGCUCAUCUAACCUCGAGACCGGGACCGUGACAGCGCUGCAUCUCGCAGCGCAUUGCGGACAUAUAUCUAUUGUCAGAGCUCUCAUUAAACACGGGGCUGAUGUUAAUGCGUAUGGCACAUGGUGGAACACACCACUACAUGCUGCAAUAACCACCAUCCAUGACGAUAAAAGGAAAUUCUAUUCGUACAUCGAUGACAAUGUGCGCUCUUGGGACAAAAGGGCGCGGAAAGCGUCAGAACAGGAGCUUUACGACAUAGUCAGCAUCCUUCUGGAGAACGGAGCACAAGUCAACCGCUACCUCUUCAACAAAACACCGCUGUUAUGCGCGAUAGAGAGGGACACAGAUUUAUCACUCAUAAGGCUACUUCUGGGCGCAGGCGCCGAUAUCUGUGCUCCGCCCUGUGAUUGGAAUAACACCACCCCCCUGCACUCCGCCGUGGUCUGGAAGCAGCCGGGCGUCGUGGAGCUGCUGCUGCAAGCGGGGGCAGAUGUGAAUGCCAGGCUUCGAAGUAAUGGCGCAACACCACUUUUUCUCUCUACUCACCAGGCAAUCACGGAGAUUUUGCGGCAAUAUGGCGCGAAAGAUGAAGAGGAUGGUGUCUAG
This is a messenger RNA of Morchella sextelata, 1014 nucleotides long. RefSeq lists its product as uncharacterized. Gene Ontology annotation, molecular function: protein binding. The transcript has a single exon. The coding region runs from base 1 to 1014 and encodes 337 amino acids. Lineage: Eukaryota; Fungi; Ascomycota; Pezizomycetes; Pezizales; Morchellaceae. The record is from RefSeq and is a predicted model, not a curated record. Gene Ontology annotation, cellular component: nucleus; cytoplasm.